AUGGUGGAGGUCGGAGUUGUUCCCCGGAGCUCCCGCGCGGCUCUCCGCGGGCCGCGGCUCCUCUUCCUCGGUGUGCGGCUCUUCUUCCUCUCGCUCCUCUGCUCCGGGGCCGCGGGAUUCGAGCUCGUGCUCCUCCACACCAACGACGUGCACGCGCGCGUGGAGGAGACCAGCGCGUUCUCGGGGAAGUGCAGCAGGUCCCGGGGCGCGCCGUGUUUCGGGGGAGUGGCCCGCAGAGCGACGCUGGUGCGGCGGCUGCGGGAGGCCGGGGCCCCGGUGCUGCUGCUGGACGCGGGGGACCAGUUCCAGGGCUCCGUGUGGUUCAGCUUCUACAAGGGCGCCGAGGCCGCGCACUUCAUGAACGCGCUGCGCUACGACGCCAUGGCUCUGGGGAACCAUGAGUUCGAUAAUGGCGUUCCGGGUCUGAUGGAUCCGUUCCUGAGGGAGAUCCAGUGUCCGGUCCUGAGCGCGAACCUCCGCACGGACGCUCCGCUCGCCGCCACCUUCGGCACGGCCUUCAGCCCGUACAAGGUGCUCUCCGUGGGGGGGGAGCAGGUCGGGGUGGUGGGCUACACCUCCAGAGAGACGCCCGCCCUGUCCGACCCAGGGCCUCACGUGCACUUCGAGGACGAGCUGAGCGCCCUCCAGAGGCAGGUGGACAAACUGCAGACUCUGGGGGUGAAUAAAAUCAUCGCUCUGGGACACUCGGGAUUCACCGUGGAUCAGGAAAUCGCCCGGACGGUGCGCGGAGUCGACGUGGUCAUCGGGGGCCACUCCAACACCUUCCUCUACACCGGCUCCCCCCCCUCGGUGGAGGUCCCGGUGGGUCCGUACCCGUUCCUGGUCCGGUCUGUGGACGGGCGCCAGGUCCCGGUGGUCCAGGCCUACGCCUUCGGGAAAUACCUGGGACACCUCCACAUCCGAUUCGACGACGAAGGAAACGUCCUGGAAGCUCACGGAAACCCCAUCCUCCUGGACGAGUCCAUCCCAGAAGACCCGGACGUCCUGAAUCAGGUGGAGGAGUGGAAGGAGAACCUGAAGAGCUUCUCGUCUCAGGUGGUCGGACGAACUCUGGUGUUUCUCAACGGCUCCAACGAAGAAUGUCGCUUCAGAGAGUGUAACCUCGGCAACCUCAUCUGCGACGCCAUGGUGGACAGUGCUCUGGGCUUCUCUGAGGACCUCCAGUGGAACCACGUGAGCGCAGCACUGAUGAACGGAGGAGGAGUCCGGAACUCCAUCGAUGAAGAGACCAGGAACGGUUCCAUCACGAUGGAGGAUCUUCUCUCCGUUCUCCCGUUUGGAGGAACCAUCGACCUGGUGUCCCUCAAAGGCUCCACUCUGAAGAAGGCCUUCGAGCACUCGGUCCACCGCUACGGCCAGAGCACCGGGGAGUUCCUGCAGGUCUCAGGGUUCCAGGUGGAGGUGGACCUGACCAUGCCUCCGUACAGUCGGGUCCGGGCUCUGAGGAUCCUGUGCACCCGCUGCAGGGUCCCGACCUUCGACCCGGUGCAGGACGACUCGGUGUACAGGGUCCUGAUGCCCUCGUACAUGGUGACCGGAGGAGACGGCUUCAGCAUGAUCCCAGACGAGAUGGUCAAGCACAACAGCGGGGACCUGGACAUCUCGGUGGUCUCGGCGUUCCUGUCCAAACGCGGCGUGGUCCAUCCGGCCGUCGAGGGAAGAAUCCGGAUCGUGAGCUCGGCGUCGGUGUCGGUGACGUCCGUGUGCGCGCUGCUGCCCCUGCUGCUCUGGGGGGCGCUGUGAGCCGCCGAGGAUCGUGGGUAACGCGGUCCCCUGAGCCGCAGAGGAUCGUGGGUAACGCGGUCCCCUGAGCCGCAGAGGAUCGUGGGUAACGCGGUCCCCUGAGCCCCGGAGGAUCGUGGGUAACGCGGUCCCCUGAGCCGCAGAGGAUCGUGGGUAACGCGGUCCCCUGAGCCGCAGAGGAUCGUGGGUAACGCGGUCCCCUGAGCCGCAGAGGAUCGUGGGUAACGCGGUCCCCUGAGCCCGGAGGAUCGUGGGUAACGCGGUCCCCUGAGCCCCGCGUUCGUGGGUAACGCUGUCCCCUGAGCCGCAGAGGAUCGUGGGUAACGCGGUCCCCUGAGCCGCAGAGGAUCGUGGGUAAUGUGGGACACUGGAUCAUGUUUUAAACUCAGAAUCUAACGUGGCAAAUGUAAAAAUGUAAACAUAAACUGUACAGAAAUAUAAAUAAUGAUUUAACUGUUUAGAACAUUUUGUUUUUGUAAAGUUCAAUGAAAAUAAAAUUUGUAUCAAAAUGAAAAA
Boleophthalmus pectinirostris (great blue-spotted mudskipper) is the source of this 2280-nucleotide messenger RNA. RefSeq names its product 5'-nucleotidase, ecto (CD73) (gene nt5e). NCBI's taxonomy places the organism in Eukaryota, Metazoa, Chordata, Actinopteri, Gobiiformes, Gobiidae. Gene Ontology annotation, cellular component: plasma membrane. Gene Ontology annotation, biological process: AMP catabolic process. Gene Ontology annotation, molecular function: metal ion binding; 5'-nucleotidase activity; nucleotide binding. The record is from RefSeq and is a predicted model, not a curated record.